This is a messenger RNA of Uranotaenia lowii, 1174 nucleotides long. RefSeq names its product 60S ribosomal protein L5 (gene RpL5). Gene Ontology annotation, cellular component: cytosolic large ribosomal subunit; ribosome. Gene Ontology annotation, molecular function: 5S rRNA binding; structural constituent of ribosome. NCBI's taxonomy places the organism in Eukaryota, Metazoa, Arthropoda, Insecta, Diptera, Culicidae. Bases 138 to 1031 code for a protein of 297 amino acids. The record is from RefSeq and is a predicted model, not a curated record. The transcript is spliced from 4 exons. Gene Ontology annotation, biological process: ribosomal large subunit assembly; translation.
CAAAACUUUUGUUUUCGGCACCCUUCGUUCAGUUUAGAAGCGCCAUCUUUGAAAUAGUUCUUUUUCCCGUAGACACCGACGUGUAGAAAACGUGUGAUUCGUUGCCGUGUGUCUAAUUUUCCCAAUUUUCCGGUAAAAUGGGUUUCGUCAAGGUAGUCAAAAAUAAGCAGUACUUCAAGCGGUACCAGGUCAGGUUCCGCAGACGUCGCGAGGGCAAAACCGACUACUAUGCCCGCAAGCGUCUGAUCUUCCAGGACAAAAACAAAUACAACACUCCGAAGUACCGUAUGAUUGUCCGUCUGAGCAACCGGGACAUCACCUGUCAGAUCGCGUACGCCCGCAUUGAGGGUGACCGUAUUGUCUGUGCUGCUUACUCGCACGAGCUCCCUCGUUAUGGCGUUAAGGUCGGUUUGACUAACUACGCCGCUGCCUACUGCACUGGACUUCUGGCGGCUCGCCGAAUCCUGCACAAGCUUCGCCUGGACACAGUGUACACCGGAUGUACCGAUGUGACCGGUGAAGAAUACAAUGUCGAGUCUGUCGAUGAAGGCCCAGGAGCCUUCCGUUGCUACCUGGAUGUCGGUCUUGCCCGCACCACCACUGGAGCCCGUAUUUUCGGUGCCAUGAAGGGUGCCGUCGAUGGAGGACUGAACAUCCCGCAUACCGUCAAGCGAUUCCCAGGAUACGAUGCCGAGAACAAGAGCUUCAACGCUGAAGUUCACCGUGCCCACAUCUUCGGUAAACACGUCGCCGAUUAUAUGCGCACCCUGGAGGAAGAGGACGAGGACGCCUACAAGCGCCAGUUCAGCCGGUACAUUAACCUUGGAAUCAAGGCUGACGACAUCGAAACCAUCUACAAGAACGCUCACGCCUCCAUCCGCAAAGACCCAGUGUUCAGCAAGAAGCCAGAAAAGAAGGUCACCAAGAAGCGACACAACCUGGCCAAGCUUACCCUGGAGGCCCGCAAGGCAAAGAUUGCCAAGCACAAGUCCGACUACCUGGCCAAGAUCCAGGCCGAUGUGGAGGCAUAAGCGAGUGUUUGACGUUCUGCUAUCUUUUGCCGUCAGCUGUAAUAGAAGGUUCUCUAGCGUUACAAAAGUACAUCAUUGCCGGGCUGCCGCGCAACCUGCGUUUCUUCCUUCAAAAGUACAUUAUCGUUUUGUAUAAGUAAACA